Molecule: messenger RNA, 1592 nt
Organism: Tachysurus fulvidraco (yellow catfish)
Lineage: Eukaryota; Metazoa; Chordata; Actinopteri; Siluriformes; Bagridae
Gene: smug1
Product: single-strand-selective monofunctional uracil-DNA glycosylase 1
Exons: 3
Coding region: 38-949 (303 amino acids)
Biological process (GO): base-excision repair
Molecular function (GO): oxidized pyrimidine nucleobase lesion DNA N-glycosylase activity; single-strand selective uracil DNA N-glycosylase activity
Source: RefSeq, a predicted model, not a curated record
ACGUGUUAAAAACAACAACAAAACUACACAUCCCAGAAUGCACCGCGGCUCCACCGUCCCUUUGUUGCCGGAAAGCUGUAUGAGAAUGCUAGGACACAAUGAUCUUCCGAGUGCCUGCAGGUUGGAUAAUGGAGGUUCAACCCAGGAAGAGGAGGAAGAGCAUGCUGAGAAGAUCAUCUCAAACCCAGACGGUCUGUUCCCCAACUGUUCCCAGACGGCGGCUGGUUUUCUUCAGGCUGAGCUGGAACUCAGCGCCCGGCUGCGCACUUUGACCUUUAAGGAUCCGGUGCGUUAUGUGUACAACCCGCUGGAGUACGCAUGGAACACACACCAUCUCUUUGUUGAGAAAUACUGCCACAGCGGACAGAGCGUCCUGUUCCUGGGGAUGAACCCUGGGCCCUUCGGCAUGGCGCAGACCGGAGUUCCAUUCGGUGAGGUAAAGGCUGUGCGCGACUGGCUGAAGAUCUCCGGCGAGGUGGGUCAUCCUCCUAACGAGCAUCCGAAACGUCCAAUCAGAGGCUUUCUCUGCUCUCAGAGUGAAGUGAGCGGCGCUCGGUUCUGGAGUUUCUUCCAGCAGCUCUGUGGAGAACCUGAACGCUUUUUCCGCCACUGUUUUGUCCAUAACUUGUGCCCGCUGAUGUUUAUGAGUGAGACAGGGAGGAAUGUGACGCCCCCCGAGAUGCCCGCUGAGGACCGAGACGCCCUGUUGGUCCACUGUGAUGCCGCGCUGUGCCAGGUGGUACGUGCCCUUGGCGUGUCCAUGGUGAUCGGUGUGGGCAAGGUGGCAGAGCAGCGAGCACGGCGUGGCCUUGCUGAAGCCGGACUGCAAGUGAAGGUGGAGGGAAUCAUGCAUCCUUCACCCAGGAACCCACUGGCCAAUAAGGGCUGGGCUUCUGUGGCUCGAGCCAAAUUAGAGCAAAUGGGGGUGUUGGGUUUGUUCACAGAGUGACUAAAUACUCACAGAAUGUUUUUAUUUGUAAAUAUUGUUUUAUAUAAAGAACACUACACUACACCCAGAGCGCCUUUUACCUCAAAUAUCAUCAAUCAGACGAGUCUGUGGCUGGAACUCGCCUCACAAUGCAAUGCUAAUUAGCUAACAGUCAAUAGAAGUGUAUAGCCUCCAGUUUAGCUUCCCUUUAGUGGUGUGUGUUUAUUUUAAAAUCACAUCAUGGUCACAAAAAGAAAGGAAGAAAAUACAAACAUGAACUCAAAUGGAAUCAUGUGCAAUAGAAAGACAGACGAAAUAAAAAUGACAACAGAACGUUGUAAAGAAAAGAAAAAACGAAAGAAAGAACGAGAAACACAUCUUUUCUGUGCUGAAUGAAUCUGUAAAUUUUAUAUAGAGAAAGUGGGCGGAGUCUUUUCUGUAUUGUAUUUUCAUGUGUCACAGGCUUUUAUACUUGUUUUAUUAAAUCUGGUCCAUUAAAAGACGUUUUAUUAAAAUCCAGUCCGAGCAGAUCGGCUAAUUACGUUAUGAUUAGAUGAACAUUUUUCUGUCAUUUAAACGGAUCAUCAGACGCUGUAAUGUUCUGUAAAAAUCUUAUUUGUCUUAGAACAUGUGACUACAUUAAAAAUGAGUUCUUUUCUCUCCA